Messenger RNA from Spodoptera exigua (beet armyworm), 2721 nucleotides. NCBI's taxonomy places the organism in Eukaryota, Metazoa, Arthropoda, Insecta, Lepidoptera, Noctuidae. The record is from the annotation of a GenBank genome assembly.
UUACGGCUUAUUGACUUCCUCAGCAGUGAAAAAUAAAACAUUUUGCUUAUGGAAAACUAGUUGGCAUCCUGACAUUGACAUUGACAAUUCGACGUAAACAGACACAGCUGUAAAUUGCAGCGAAGUCGCUUAGAAUCCGUAAAUAUUAUAAGAUACAAAUAAAAAUAAUAUAAAUGAUUAUAUCUUGGUUACUAUUAGGAAAUAGUUUGUAGAAAAAUAUGUUUAAGUCGGUUAUAUUCCUUCUAUUUAUAGGCUAUGGAUGUGAUACAAGUCUUGCAGUUAGAGUGUACAAAAAAGCUGAUAUUUUAAAGCUCAGGGAGGAGGUGCGUGAAAUGUUUCAGCAUGCUUAUGAUAGCUAUUUACGCUACGCAUAUCCAUACGAUGAGUUACGACCGCUGAGCUGUGACGGUGUAGACACAUGGGGAAGCUAUUCACUUACUCUAAUUGAUGCUCUGGACACACUAGCUAUCAUGGGAAACUAUACUGAGUUCAACCGGGUUGUUGAACUAGUAUUACAAAAGAAAGACUUUGAUGCCGAUAUUAAUGUUUCUGUUUUUGAAACAAAUAUUAGGAUUAUAGGAGGACUAUUAAGUGCUCAUCUAUUAUCACAUAGAACAGGUAUGAAAUUAGAACCAGGCUGGCCAUGUAAUGGUCCACUUUUGAGAUUAGCUGAAGAUGUUGCACAAAGGCUCAUUGCUGCAUUUGAUACCACAACUGGUAUGCCAUAUGGAACCAUUAACCUGAGGUCUGGUGUACCACCUGGAGAAACAAGUGUCACCUGCACAGCUGGUGUGGGUACAUUUAUUAUAGAAUUUGGAACAUUAAGUCGUCUCACCGGAGAUCCAUUAUAUGAAGAGGUGGCUUAUAACGCACUUCUAGCGUUAUAUCAUCAUAAAUCACCAAUAGGCCUUGUGGGUAACCAUAUAGAUGUGAUGACGGGCCGUUGGACAGCGCAGGACGCUGGUAUUGGCGGCGGUGUCGAUUCUUAUUAUGAAUACUUAGUCAAAGGUGCAAUACUAUUAGAGAGACCAGAACUGAUGUCGAUGUUCAAAGAAGCGCGGAAAGCGAUAGAGAAGUACUUGAAAGUGGACGACUGGUUCGUAUGGGCAACCAUGUUACGAGGACAUGUCACGCUGCCUGUCUUUCAGUCCCUUGAAUCUUACUGGCCUGGGGUACUUAGUCUUGUCGGUGAAAGCGACACAGCCAUGCGUAUAAUACACAAUUACCAUAGUGUAUGGAGGCAGUAUGGAUUCACUCCUGAAGUAUACAAUCUUGGCACAGGCGAAGCUUCCUCGUCUCGGGAAAGUUACCCUCUCCGUCCAGAACUAAUCGAGUCCAUCAUGUACUUAUACAGGGAUACUAGGGAUCCUAUACUGCUGCAGAUGGGGGAGGAUAUCUUGAGGAGUAUUCAGCAUUCUGCGCGAACACCUUGUGGUUAUGCCACGAUCAAAGACGUGCGCGAUCAUCGCAAAGAGGAUCGUAUGGAGUCAUUUUUCCUCGCUGAGACAACGAAGUAUCUUUAUUUACUGUUCGAUCCGGACAAUUUCAUCCACAACCCGGGCGUACACGGCACUAUUAUCAACACGCCUAACGGAGAGUGUGUUGUUGACCUUGGAGGCUAUGUAUUCAAUACGGAAGCACAUCCAAUUGACCCUACUAUGCUCUAUUGCUGCCACGAAGCUAGACAAGGCAUCAAUAUAAGCGAAGUUCACAGAAUAUAUCAAAUGUUAGAAGAAGAGGACAACAUAAAAUUUAUGACUACCAUCGAAGGUUCUGCUAAAGUAGCCCCAAAUGAAACCGUCGAGGAUGCACAAAAUGAAACAACACUCAAUACUUCUGAAGAUAUUAAAAGUGGUACAGUUGAAAAGUUAGAUCAAAAUCAAGUAUUGAUUAAGACUGAAACGAGAACUGGUUACGUCAAUAUCGAUGGUACUGAGAGAGAGAAAACAAAGAAUGAAUCUAGUCUAAGAGAUAUAGUCAAAGAUCGUAUCAAUAGUUACUAUAAUAACACUAGCAGUAAACCAGAAAGUGAGGAAGAACUUCCGUUCUCUUCAGACAAUAACACCCCGACGACGCAGUUCGACGUCGAUGACAUAAUAGUCCCACAAAAUCCACCGGAACCAUUACAGACUCCUAGCGAAGCAAAGGCGAAAGAAACUUUCAAAAUAUUACCAAAAGUUUUGCAAGACUUUUUAAGCAGCGAUUGGAAAUCUAAGUCAAAAUGUGAACCUCAACACAUGUUAGAGCGAAUACGUAAAGAAAAAAGGUACCCAAAUCAUCCAGAUGUCGACAAAUAUGAAUUGCUGUUGACACCAGCGCCAUCUUUCUUACAAAGGAUAUCGUUAGCUGGGGAAUUUUUAAACAAAAAGCAGUUAGAAAUGUAAUAAGCAAUUGUUUGUAGAACAAAGUUGUUUUAAGUUACAAGUUCGUUUUGUACAAUUUUAUUAAAUUGUUUUUUAUGGCAUGGGUCGGCAAAUGAUCAGACAGAUUACCUAAUGGUAAACAAUCAGCGCGGGGGGGAGAAGGAGUCCGGAGGAGGAACUGGCCUUCCGGUAACUCAUACGGCGAUAUCGCAUGUGUAUCGCCUUUUCUGUUAGCUAGCCCAUUCGUACCGAAGCAUGGUUCUCCCACACUUGCUGCAACUACUUGUUACUUAAGAAUAUAUGUUAUUUAUUAGAGUUUAAUAUAUUUUAUGUACCAAUUAUAAUUUGUUAAAGAAAA